UACCUCAAAGAUCGUGGGAUGGUUUGUUGUUGCACCUGCUUGAUUUGGAGGACAGCUCCAUUCACCAAAUAUUGGAUCUUGGAGGACAUGACCUACACAAAUUUCAUCAAAUUCUCAGUCGUUUUCAGGAUGUCAUGCAGAGGAAUGCUAAUGACUUGCUGUUCAUGGUAGCAGAGAAGAAUUCCUCAAAAUGCAAUCAAAUGAUCAGAGAAAUAUCGUCAUCGUCACCAACGGCCCCAUCUCCAUUCACUUGCGUCAUCAACGUCAACGCUAAAUAUUUUCCACGUUUAAAACUUACCAGCAACUCCAGCUGCUCAAACACCAGCAACAACAACAGCAGCAACAACAACACUGAAUUUUUAUUAUUUGAUAGGAUCAUGUGUUGCCUGCCAUGCAGUCCUUUAUGUGAAAUGUUGAACGCUGGUCUAAGAGUUCUGAAUGUUCGAGGUAGGUUGGUGUACACUGUCUACUCGAUGAAUCCAGUGGAAUGUGAGGCUGUAGUGUCCGCUGUGCUUCUUCAACAAAAGGGUAGUUUUGAGUUGGUGGAUGUGAGAAGCAUGAUGGGCGACAUCAAAUAUGAGCACUCCUUAAACGCCGGUGAAUACGAUAACAUUGGUGAUGGUGUCGUUCAAAUAAACCUGUAA
Messenger RNA from Helobdella robusta, 644 nucleotides. RefSeq lists its product as hypothetical. NCBI's taxonomy places the organism in Eukaryota, Metazoa, Annelida, Clitellata, Rhynchobdellida, Glossiphoniidae. Gene Ontology annotation, biological process: RNA methylation. Gene Ontology annotation, molecular function: methyltransferase activity. The transcript has 6 exons. Bases 135 to 644 code for a protein of 169 amino acids. The record is from RefSeq and is a predicted model, not a curated record.